Eleginops maclovinus (Patagonian blennie) is the source of this 2148-nucleotide messenger RNA. RefSeq lists its product as uncharacterized. Gene Ontology annotation, cellular component: membrane. The record is from RefSeq and is a predicted model, not a curated record. NCBI's taxonomy places the organism in Eukaryota, Metazoa, Chordata, Actinopteri, Perciformes, Eleginopidae.
CCUGUAGCUUCUCUUCCUGCUCCUCCUCCUCUUCCUCCUACUCCCCCUUCAGGUAGGGUGGAGCUGUAUACCUGCAACUGAGAGUAAUUUGAAAAAAUGGCGUCAUAGUUGGAAUUCAGAGUGUAUUUGUCGACAUAUAUCCGCAAUAUGAGCCAGCCACCGCGCUCGAACCGGGGACACCGAGAGAGAAACGGAGAGCACCGAAACCGGGAGUCCAACGAUGACAGGUCUUCUUCCAGACCCCCAUACUACCCCAGAGAGGUCGACUCCCCUCCCAAACAUGUGCGGGAACGGGAAGUCCCUCGAGUGGAGCACCACGAGUCCAAAUGCUCACACAUUUGCUCGAGGAGAGGCAUCAUGCUGAUCUGCGCCGUCCUGACAAACAGCCUGGUUCUAAUCUGCCUGGUUGCAGCUCACAUGGUGUCAUCUGGCAUGUCCUCGGGGGCCGGGUUGGGCGGCUUCGACAUGAACAGCAACUUCAACCUGCAGGGCACCGAGCUGCAGAAGGCGCGAGAACUGGACAUGCAGUACAGCCAGAUGCGGGCGCCGGGCCUCUACGGUGGCGUCCCCUUCAGCCUCACCCUCGGGGUCCUCUCGCUGCUGUUUGUGGUGGCCGGGAACAAACCCCCCCACCACAUGUCCCGGAAGCUUCUGUACGGAUCGCUGGUGUUCCAGGCGGUGGGCGCAGUGGCGUACGUGGUGGCCGUGGGGCUCUACCUGCACUUCAUCAUCAGGGUGAACUCCACAGACGUGUGUCAGCAGCGCGCCAGGAUUUACGCCGGGAGAGGCUACACAUGGAUGAACUGCGAUGUGGGCGGGGCCGAUGCAGCCGUGGCUCUGUUCGGGCUCAUCACAGCCAUCCUGUAUGCCGCCGGCACCGUGCUCACCUUCCAGACCAUCCGGGGAGUGAGGCGCUACCUGGAGGAGAGAAAACGCAGAGAGGCGGACAAACGGCAGGCCAGAUCCAACGCACAGAGAGCCCCGCUGAGGGCCGACACAACCUCUGUGUGAGGGGACAGAGGAGGAGGACAGGGGUCUGGAUCACAAAUAGUUCUGGUAUCAUAAAGCUGGCUCACUUUUAACUGGGGCAUAUCACCAUGGAAACCUACUCUGAAUCAGGCUAGUGUAUCACAACCUGGAAAGAUGUUGUAAUCAUUCCCAGAGGAUGGUCACAAGGAUAAAAGGACUGAGUUUACAAUAAUGACGGCUUAUACAGACCUUUAGAGACAAUUUUAUAGAUUUAGCAAACUACAGAGGCCCUGAGAGGUCAUGAAGGGAUUAUUUUACAGAACAACUUUUGUGUUCCCCUUUCUCUUUGUUUUGAAACAUCUUGCAAAAAGUGCGUACACUGCAUUAAUCAGGCCAUUUUCCAGUAUUUACCCCCCUUUUUUAAAGUGCUUUCACAUAGACAAGUCAGCAUUCACACACCUCUUCUUACUGUAGCACACACAGGUGUCCUGUUUAUGCAAUGAAUUGACUCAAGUUGAAAUCCUAUGGCGACACAUCUGUCAUGUGACAUGUCUGAUAGAAGCUCACGGCUCAAAUCGGUCAUGUCUGGAUCUACGAUGCUUUCUCAAGAGUAUCCACAGCAGGACGACAGCAGGACCCGGAACAGUAGCCCAAACCACCUUUCUCUAUGCAGCGUGAAACAUUCCAUAGUGACCUUUCAAAGCACCGUAUAAUACCAUGGUGAUUUUGUUGUAGAUAGAUAAAUAGGAAAACUCAAAUGGAUGAUGCUAACUGCUGCCUAUUAAGUGCUUUUUUUCUUCCCUACAGCUCAGGAUAACGGGUGUUGAGAAUUUAAGUCUCAAAACCCUCGGUCAUUGUUUAUGGACAAAAAUCCACAUGCACUCCAAAUAUUAAAUGCAAUAUUUUGUACUGCAUUUGGGAGCAGUGUAAGGUUUAAUCGUGUUCUUUUUAAUUCCAUGUCACGUUAAAUACUUCUGCUGAUGUCAUUGGCUCUUUGGCUUUAGACAUUGGUGUUGAUUUUUGGAACUGUUUGUAUGUUGGAUGGUUUUAACUCUUGAUUUCAUAAAUGUUUUUAAUUCAUGUUUUUAUGUCAACGUUUGUUCUAUAAUGCAACCUUUUUGAUAUUGAUACUGUCCAUGAAUGUGUCUAUUCAAAUUAAACCUAUCAAUGUGAUUAUAA